Messenger RNA from Sporisorium graminicola, 1992 nucleotides. RefSeq lists its product as uncharacterized. Gene Ontology annotation, molecular function: pseudouridine synthase activity; RNA binding. The transcript has a single exon. The record is from RefSeq and is a predicted model, not a curated record. Gene Ontology annotation, cellular component: nucleus; cytoplasm. Bases 1 to 1992 code for a protein of 663 amino acids. Lineage: Eukaryota; Fungi; Basidiomycota; Ustilaginomycetes; Ustilaginales; Ustilaginaceae. Gene Ontology annotation, biological process: tRNA pseudouridine synthesis; mRNA pseudouridine synthesis.
AUGGAAGCCAAGGAACGGUAUCGUGACUGGACUAAGGAGUCUUUGCUCUCGCGGAUUGCCGAGCUUGAAGCACAAUCGACCUCCCUUCGAGCAACCCAGGCGAAAGUCGAUACGGAUGCGCACGUCGCUAGGCUCAAUGCUACCGCUGCUGCUGGUGCUGGUGCGAACAACAACGGCGACAACGCAGCAGCGGCGAAGAAAAGGGGCGGGGCGGGCAAGAAAGUGAAGAAAUCAAAGGAGUUCGACUUUGCCUCUUCGCCUUGUCGCAAGAUUGCCCUCCGUUUCUCGUAUGAUGGGGCAGGAUAUUCGGGCCUUGCUGCUCAAAACGCCGUGCCUGGCGGAGGGGCGGGAAGCACGCUGCCUACGGUGGAAGGGGUGUUGUGGGAUGCACUGUGUACAGCGCGUCUGGUGGACCCUGCGCUGGGGAUGGAAGGAGCAGGGUUUAGUCGGUGUGGGAGAACGGAUCGGGGCGUUUCAGCUGCUGGACAGGUGGUCGCACUUUGGGUGCGUAGUAAGAAGCUCAACCAGUGGUCAGAUCGUCAAGAACAGCAAGAACAGUCUUCGCCCUCCCUCUCGAAAUCAUCAGAAGAAGAGUGGAUAGAGCUGCAGGCGAAAAGAGAGGCAAAGCUGGAAGACACCGAAUUGCCGUACGUGUCUAUCCUCAACCGAAUCCUACCGCCCUCGAUUCGAAUCCAGGCUUGGUCUCCUGUGAGGAGCAACUUCUCCUCGCGAUUUGAUUGCACCUAUCGGCACUACAAGUACUUUUUCCCUUCUGGUCCACCGGCGCUCUUUUACCCACCUCCGUCUUUGUCCUCCGCCACUAUCUCCGCUGCAGGCCUGCCAUCACAAGACGCAGGCGCCACCCGCCUAGACAUCCCUCUGAUGCGCGACGCAGCGCGCCGUUUACUCGGCGAACACGAUUUCCGCAACCUGUGCAAGAUCGACGCGUCCAAGCAGAUCACCAACUACCGCCGACGCAUCGACGGAGUGACCAUUGACAGGGUGUCUUCGCACUGGCCGUCGACGCACAGCACGGUUGUUGAAGACGGAACCGAGGAUGGGGGGGAAACAGAACACAUGUACGUGCUCAACCUGCGCGGGACGGCAUUUCUGUAUCAUCAGGUGCGCAACAUUAUGGCGAUCCUCUUUCUCGUCGGGGCGAGGCUUGAGGCGCCGUCGGUGGUCGAGGAGCUGAUGAACACCGAGGUGGGCCAGAUUGCAGCGGAUAGAGUCAAGAUGCGAUUAGCUGCGCAGAGCGUUCCGCGCGCCACGGCGAAUGAUGCCCCAGAGAAAGAAGAGGGGGAGAUCAAGUGGUGGCUUCCCGUCAACGCGACCGCCUCCUCCGCUCAAGGGACACCCCAGGGCCUGCCUAUGUGGAUGCACUCUGCACUCGCCUCGUCUCCCUCCGACUUCAUCGACGCCGAUUCCGGGCUGGAAGUGUACGCUACCAAACCCAACUACGAGAUGGCGGCGGAUCGGCCGCUAGUUCUGUGGGAGUGCGGGUUUCUGCCGUCCGACGUAGAGUGGAGGACGGGUUCGUACGACGGUGCACUGGCAGGUAUCGCCGCACACGAAGCGGCGGAGAACGUGGUGAUGGCAAGCAACUCGCUCCUGCGCAUGCACAAGCUUUGGACGCAGCGCGCCAUCUCGACUGAGCUCAGUCGUCACUUUGUCCUAGCGUCUCCGAGCGCGCAUACGGGGACUCUCGCGAGCAGGACGCUGUUCGAGGAGGCUUCCUUCCCCUGCUUGCCAACCACAAGGGGAGAACAGGCGGAAGACGUGGAGCGGGGAGGAGCAAGUGGCGUGAUUCCGCUGGGGAACGGGACGGGGAGGGGAGCGGCGAAUUACAUCCCGCUGAAACAGAGGCCGAGGGAGGAACCGUAUGAGGUCAAGAAUAAACGAUGGGCGGAGACAACAGGAAAGAGGCGCGCUGAGAAAAAGGCGCUUGGACAGCAAACGGUGCCACAGCCAAAGGACGAAGAGGACGAGUAG